ACAUACGAUUGGACAGACAAUUGGACAGAAGAUUGGACAGACACUCUCCGGGCUGUCCAAUGUCGGCACAGACGAGGAUGAGGUGGGUGAUAUAAUGGGGGACGAAGAAGACAACAACAGCCUGUGUGGUCGGCCAGACAAGAUGGCAGAUGUCGAGCUUGUGGGAGAGGGAGUGCCAGAGUCCAACCUGUCCAGCUGGAGGUCCAUCGAGGAGAUAUCAGAGGCAGGGGGAGGAGAGGACGGAAGCUCCCAAUUCCCAGAGGAUGAUGUCAGCAACCUGCAGAGUCACCCGGGAAACAAGGAGGAGCAGGAAAACAACAACAGUGACUCAGUGUUCCUAUCCUCUGGAAUGCCAACCUGUGUGACUCUGAAUGCCCUGUCAGAGGAGGUGAGACACCAGAGCCAGAGUGUGAGUCUGAGGGCGUCUCUCUCAAACAUACCACUCACAGAGGUGAGAUCACAGGCUGCUGCAGCCUCUGAUAGGCCUACAACAUCAACUGACAGCUCAACACACCAAUCAGACAUAAGACAGCCUUCCUUGUCCAUGGAAAGCCCUGGGCGUGUCUCACCACCAGAAGGUAAACCACAGACUGUCCCAGACCAGAGCCCUGGUUCAGUAGAGGCAGCCAUUUCCAGACCCAACAGUAACACAGAUAUUAACCCAGCAGUCAAACAGGCAGACCCUGCUCUGUCUCUGCUGGGUGGGGCAUUUGGAUCCUUCAGCCAUAAAAUCAGACCAAGCAACUCCAAGUCAGGCAGACUGUCCCAAGAAACUUCCCGAUCACUGAGGAAAGACACACUAGAGAAUGUCCAAGUCUCCCAAGAAAUUUCCCCAUCAGUGGGCAAAGUCACAGUAGAGAAGGUCCAAGUUUUCCAAGAAUUUUUCCUAUCAGUGGGCAAAGACACAGUAGAGAAGGUCCAAGUUUCCAAAGAAUUUCCCCCGUCAGUGAGCAAAGACACAGUAGAGAAGGUCCAAGUCUCCCAAGAAUCUUCCUUAUCAGUGGGCAAUGACACAGUAGAGAAAGUCCAAGUUUCCCAAAAUGUUUUCCUAUCAGUGGGCAAAGACACAGUAGAGAAGGUCCAAGUUUUUCACGAAACUUCCCCAUCAAUGAGCAAAGACACAGAAGAGAAGUUCCAAGUUCCCCAAGAAAUUUACCCAUCAACGAGCAAAGACAUAGUAGAGCAUGUCCAAGUCUCCCAAGAAAUUUCCCCAUCAGUGGGUAAAGUCACAGUAGAGAAGGUCCAAGUUUUCCAAGAAUUUUUCCUAUCAGUAGGCAAAGACACAGUAGAGAAGGUCCAAGUUUCCAAAGAAUUUCCCCCAUCAGUGAGCAAAGACACAGUAGAGAAGGUCCAAGUCUCCCAAGAAUCUUCCUUAUCAGUGGGCAAAGACAUAGUAAAGAAGAUCCAAGUUUCCCAAAAUGUUUUCCUAUCAGUGGGCAAAGACACAGUAGAGAAGGUCCAAGUUUUUCACGAAACUUCCCCAUCAAUGAGCAAAGACACAGAAGAGAAGUUCCAAGUUUCCCAAGAAAUGUCCCCAUCAAUGAGCAAAGACAUAGUAGAGAAUGUCCAAGUCUUCCAAGAAACUUCCCUAUCAGUGGGCAAAGACACGGUAGAGAAGGUCCAAGUUUCACAAGAAACUUCCCCACCCGUGGGCAAAGACACAGUAGAGAAGGUCGAAGUAUUCCAAGAAUCGUCCCUAUCAGUGGGCAAAGACCCAGUAGAGAAGAUCCAAGUUUCCCAAGAAACUUCCCCAUCAGUGGGCAAAGACACAGUAGAGAAGGUUAAAUUAUUCCAAGAAACUUCCCCAUCAGUGAGCAAAGACACAGUAGAGAAGGUCCAAGUCUCCCAAGAAACAUCCCCAUCAGUGGGCAAAGACACAGUAGAGAAGGUCCAAGUUUUUCACGAAACUUCCCCAUCAAUGAGCAAAGACACAGAAGAGAAGUUCCAAGUUUCCCAAGAAAUGUCCCCAUCAAUGAGCAAAGACAUAGUAGAGAAUGUCCAAGUCUUCCAAGAAACUUCCCUAUCAGUGGGCAAAGACACGGUAGAGAAGGUCCAAGUUUCACAAGAAACUUCCCCACCCGUGGGCAAAGACACAGUAGAGAAGGUCGAAGUAUUCCAAGAAUCGUCCCUAUCAGUGGGCAAAGACCCAGUAGAGAAGAUCCAAGUUUCCCAAGAAACUUCCCCAUCAGUGGGCAAAGACACAGUAGAGAAGGUUAAAUUAUUCCAAGAAACUUCCCCAUCAGUGAGCAAAGACACAGUAGAGAAGGUCCAAGUCUCCCAAGAAACAUCCCCAUCAGUGGGCAAAGACACAGUAGAGAAGGUCCAAGUUUCUCAAGAAACUUCCCCAUCAGUGAGCAAAGACACAGUAGAGAAGGUCCAAGUCUCCGAAGAAUCGCCCCUAUCAGUGGGCAAAGACACAGUAGAGAAAGUCCAAGUUUCCCAAGAAACUUCCCCAUCAGUGAGCAAAGAAACAGUCGAGAAGGUCCAAGUUGUUCAAGAAAUUUCCCUAUCAAUGAGCAAAGACACAGUAGAGAAGGUCCAAGUUUCCCAAGAAACUUCCCCAUCAAUGAGCAAAGACACAGUAGAGAAGGUCCAAGUUUCCCAAGAGACUUCCCAAUCAGUGAGCAAAGACACAGUAGAGAAGGUCCAAGUAUUCCAAGAAACUUCCCCAUCAGUGAGCAAAGACACAGUAGAGAAGGUCCAAGUCUCCAAAGAAUCUUCCCUGUCAGUGGGCAAAGACACAGUAGAGAAAGUCCAAGUUUCCCAAGAAACUUCCCCAUCAGUGGGCAAAAACACCGUAGAUGAGUUCCAAGUUUCCCAAGAAACUUCCCCAUCAGUGAGCAACGACACAGUAGAGAAGGUACAAGUUUCCCAAGAAACUUCCCCAUCAGUGAGCAAAGACACAGUAGAGAAGGUCCAAGUUUUUCACGAAACUUCCCCAUCAAUGAGCAAAGACACAGAAGAGAAAGUCCAAGUUUCCCAAGAAUUUUCCCCAUCAGUGAGCAAAGACACAGUAGAGAAGGUGCAAGUUUUCCAAGAAUCUUCCCUAUCAGUGGGCAAAAACACGGUAGAAAGUGUGAAAAAACUCUGUUCCCAGCCUCAGCCAGAGGAGACAGAGCCACAGACGGUGAGCCAAAAAGAGGGUGGUGGCUGUCAGAAGACUGACAGGCACAUUGACCAACCAAAGACGAGUGGGGCCUUAGAAGGACAAGAGAGCAGUGUUUGUAUCUCAGGGGAAAGAGAUGUGGAGGAGAGAGCAGAGGAGAGAUUCUCUCCAACAGAGAGUGUUCCAGAACCUGCACAGCGUCAGACACCCGAGGGAGAGCUGAGCACAGAGAAAGCCAUCACUCCUCCUCAGCCAGGGAGGAGAGGGAAGCAGAGCAGAGACAGACCCAGUCAGCUGCGCAGACAAUCUCCGUCAGGCUCUGGGUCUACUGAUCACCCACAGGAACCAGCUCUCACUGCCAAGACCCUAGAAGACAUCUCCCCACCAGGGAAGCAAAAGAAUAAGAACAUGAGGGGACAAAAAUCUUCUGCAGAUACCAGACAGAGGACACCUGUGAAGGGCAAACCUGAGGCAGAGUCCGAGAGGAGAGGGGAAAACAGAAACGUCUCCAGAUCCCCGACUCCCCCUAGUCCUACCAACCUCUGCCCUAUCGCUCCCGCUCUCCUAGUCAACCAGGAAGUGAACAUGGAAGUGCACCAGGAAAUGCUUGACAACAGGCCGCUGCCUGGCUGCCAGACAGAAAGCAGGAAGGACAUCAACGAUAACAAUGUGGGGAGUGGCCAAGCCUCCUCUACAGAACAGAAUAUAUCUUCUCCUCCACCUCUUCCCUCCUCCUCUCCUCCCCCUCUCUCCCCCUCUCCUCUCUCCUCCUCUCCUCCCCCCAGUACCUUCACGGUGCCGCCAGAUGAGGACCUCCCCACCCCCAUACAGGAGUCCCAGCCUCUCCUCACCACAGUCCAGCCUGUCACCCCACUCCUAGACACCCAGGCUCAAUCAACUAAUCUUCAGGCAGCCUCCGCAACCCUUUCUACUACCCCUACCGCCCUUCCUAAGCAUCCCCCUAUACCCACUGAAAGUGUCCGUAUGUCCCCUACCCCCUACUUAUUCUCAUCUCCACCCACGUCAGCCCUGCCCUCGACCCCCAGUCUUACCCAGCCCACCCAGGAGUCUCUGCCACGGCUGGAGGCUCCAACCACAGUGCCUGUCCUAGACAUCCGCUGCCAGGCCCAGCCCCAGCCAAACCUCCUCACUGUGCCCAACAGACAGAUCAAGCCAGUUCAGUCACAAAGCCCACAGGACAGAGAUGGGAUGGACACAGACAGUGAUGACGAUGACACUGUUGUUCCUCUACGACGUCACAUGACUCAGCCCAGCGGGAUUGUGGGAAACGCUUCUCAUAAAGAGUCUGGCUCCUCCAAUCAGCGAGAGAUACUGCUUCACUGCUCCCGCCAACCAACUGAGAGACAGAUAGACUGUCCAAUCAGCCACAAGGAUUCACAGGAGCUGGAACUGUCCUUCAAAUACAACUUGGGCUCCUGCAAUGAGUCGGAGAGUGAGGGAUCAGUGCCAGAGUUGGAAGAACCAGAGGUGGUGCCACUGAGAUCCUCAGAACCCCAGCCCAUCUCUCCUGCUGAUGAGGGGAUUAACAGACCUAAGCAGAGCCGCAGUGAGAAGAAGGCCCGCAAGGCCAUGGGUAAGCUGGGCUUGCGGCCGGUCCACGGUGUGACCAGGAUCACUAUAAGGAAGUCGAAGAGCAUCUUGUUUGUCAUCAGCAGACCUGACGUCUUCAAGAGCCCCGCGUCGGACAUCUACAUCGUGUUUGGAGAGGCCAAGAUAGAGGACCUGUCUCAACAGGUGCACAAGGCAGCGGCAGAGAAGUUUAAGGUCCCGGUGGAGGCCUCCCCACUGGUGCCCCCUGCACCACCCAGCCUCACCAUCAAGGAGGAGAGCGAGGAGGAGGAGGUGGACGAGGGAGGUUUGGAGCAGAGGGAUAUAGAGCUGGUGAUGGCCCAGGCUAACGUGUCCCGUUCUAAAGCUGUCCGCGCCCUCAGACACAACACCAAUGACAUCGUUAACGCUAUCAUGGAGCUGACCAUGUAAAAGGAUGGACCCCCCCCCCAAAGCAUAAACGCCACAGUCACAUCUGUAUCGCUGCUAUGUUGCAUUCUCCUUACCUGCUAAUAAACAGUGUGUUAUAACCACACUAGUGGGCGAUACUGUUAACCUCCCUUAUACUGCACAUGUCAUGUCCUGCAUGUAUAGUGAAAAUGGGGCAUUUUACAGACAGUCACUUUUAUUACAUUAAACAGAAUACAAAACAUAGUCAAACAAGUGUUCAGUUCAGAAAACAGGUCCGUUUAAAUCAUGCUCACAAUGAGUAAA
Molecule: messenger RNA, 5389 nt
Organism: Salvelinus namaycush (lake trout)
Lineage: Eukaryota; Metazoa; Chordata; Actinopteri; Salmoniformes; Salmonidae
Product: nascent polypeptide-associated complex subunit alpha, muscle-specific form-like
Exons: 8
Coding region: 95-5107 (1670 amino acids)
Biological process (GO): protein targeting to membrane
Cellular component (GO): nascent polypeptide-associated complex; cytoplasm
Source: RefSeq, a predicted model, not a curated record